AUGACAGAGAAGUAUCAGGGUAAAAUUGGGACAUUCUUGCAGAUACCUAACGUUGGUAAGGGUCAGCUGAAAUACAUAGGGCUCGUCGAAGGUAAACAAGGGUUAUUUGUGGGGGUAGAUUUAUUGGCUAAUAUAGGAAAGAACGAUGGUACAUAUAGAGGGAAGAGAUAUUUUGAGACAGAAUACCCACAAUCAGGGUUAUUUAUUCAGUUACAGAAGGUAUCUUGGCUACUGGAGCAGAAUUCAGAUAUGAUUGCUUCUAGCACGGCGACAGCUGUUGGUAACACGUCUGUGCAAAACAACCAACUAUCUAUAAUGGGAUCUACUUCUACGUUAGGGAGUGGUGCGACACCCUCGACAGCAGCCAAAGGAAGGAAUCGGACAAAUAGCGUGAUAUAUCGCUCUCCGACACCGAGAAGGGUGACUAGUCGCGCAGCCAGUAUGAUGAGCAGGAAGACACAGGCGUCCGAACAAAGCGACUUCUUUUCUGAUUCCAUGGAAGUUGAAGAUAACGGUAAUAGUGAUGUCGAUGAGUUGGAUGAAGACGAUGAUGGUGAUGUCGUAGACGUUGCUAACGCUGAAACUGUGUCGAAUAAUGAUAAGAAUAGCAUUUUUUUAACACCCAAAGAUUUUAAAAGGCGUAGUGUAUCAUAUGAGUCGAGAAUUAAGCAACAGAGAGAGGAAAUUAUGCACUAUAAGCGGUUACUAGAUGAUCAGCGGAUUGUUUUGGAAGAGAUACAACCCGCUAUUGAUGAUUAUGAAGAUAAGUUACAGUACCUUGAGGCCGAGAAGAAUCGGUUGCAGGCUAUCUUGCAAGCAGAGCGUGAGAAUCAAAACAGGCAGAAGCAGUAUUUCGAGGCGGAGCACGAACAGCUAUUAUCUGUAGUUGAUGAGUUGCACAAGGAAAUAAAAGAAAACGAGGAGCGAAUGAUACGACAAAGAAGACGGCAAACAGUAAUCUUGGAAGACGACACCCAAGUAGCUGAAUUAGAGUCUCUCAAGUAUGAAAAUGAUGACUUAAAAAAACAAUUACAAGCAUUAAAACGCAAGCAGGAUGAACUAGAAAAGUUGAGGUUCAAGUGGGAUACAGAACGCGAAAAAUUAACAACACAUAACAACUCUCUUAACCAGGAAUUCGAUGCCAUUUCCCGUGAGUUGGUAGACACCCAGCGUCGCUUAGAUGACGUUAUCCAGAGUCAAAGUAUGAAAAGUAACACCGAUGUAGCAAGUUACCAAUCAGAGAUUGAAAUGCUGAGAAGAGAACUAGAAGAAGCUAGAAGCUUGAUCGGCAUAAAAUCUCCAGGCAUGUCAAGUAGAGGACUAGUCGAUGCAAACGAUCAACCCAAGAUACCUGGUGAAUCUCUUCCUCUAUAUGAUGCAAGAAAAAACAAAGAUGCCGCUGCUGGGAGAUUGUUAUGGUGUGCACUUUGUGAGAAAGAUGGUCAUUCUGCAUUCGAAUGUACGGAGGUAGCAUUUUAG
Eremothecium cymbalariae DBVPG#7215 is the source of this 1479-nucleotide messenger RNA. RefSeq names its product Bik1p (gene BIK1). The transcript has a single exon. The coding region runs from base 1 to 1479 and encodes 492 amino acids. NCBI's taxonomy places the organism in Eukaryota, Fungi, Ascomycota, Saccharomycetes, Saccharomycetales, Saccharomycetaceae. The record is from RefSeq and is a predicted model, not a curated record.